This is a messenger RNA of Strongyloides ratti, 1005 nucleotides long. RefSeq names its product Geranylgeranyl transferase type-2 subunit beta. Gene Ontology annotation, cellular component: Rab-protein geranylgeranyltransferase complex. Bases 1 to 1005 code for a protein of 334 amino acids. The transcript has 2 exons. Lineage: Eukaryota; Metazoa; Nematoda; Chromadorea; Rhabditida; Strongyloididae. Gene Ontology annotation, biological process: protein geranylgeranylation. The record is from RefSeq and is a predicted model, not a curated record. Gene Ontology annotation, molecular function: Rab geranylgeranyltransferase activity.
AUGUCGAUUGGCCGAAUUUUAGAUAUGUGCAGGAAGGAUCUUGAUAUUCCAAUCAAUUCUCCUAAAAUUUUAUUAAAAGAUUUACAUUCCAGUUUUAUUUUAAAAUAUGCUCAAUCUAAAGGAUCUUAUGAAUAUAUUAUGUCAGCACACCUAAGAAUGAGUGGUAUUUAUUGGUGUUGUGGAGCUAUGGAUCUCCUAGGACAACUUGAUAAAAUGGAUCGUGAAGAUAUAUUAAAAUUUAUUUUUGAUGAAUGUUUUGAUGAGAAAUCUGGUGGUUUUCGUUCAUCAGAAGGAAAUGAUCCACAUUUACUAUCAACAUUAUCGGCUAUUCAACUUUUAAUAAUGUUUGAUGCUCUUGAUCAGUUAGAUAAAAAUGCUGUAUCAAAGUUUGUUACAGCUCGUGUCAAUGAAGAUGGUAGUGUUAGUGGAGAUGAUUCUAAUGAAUUAGAUACAAGAUUUUCAUUUUGUGCACUUGCAUCAAUGUAUUUAAUUGGAAAGAUUGAUGAAAUUAAUAGUGAUAAAAUUAUUGAAUAUGUAAUGAAAUGUUAUAAUUUUGAUGGUGGUUUUGGUACUAGACCAGGUUCUGAAAGUCAUUCAGGACAAAUUUAUUGUUGUUUAGGAAGUCUAGCGAUUACAGGAAAAAUUGAUUUAAUUGAUAAAGAAAAAACUGCUGAAUGGUUAGCUUAUAGACAAUGUCCUUCUGGAGGGCUUAAUGGAAGACCUGAAAAAUUACCUGAUGUAUGUUAUGGAUGGUGGGUUUUAUCAUCUUUAGCUAUGCUUAAAAAACUUCAUUGGAUUGAUAAAGAAAGUUUAGUAAAAUUUACAUUAGCUUCCCAGGAUGAUGAAACUGGUGGUUUUGCUGAUCGUCCAGAAGAUUACCCAGAUCCUUUUCAUACAGUAUUUGGUUUAAGUGCUCUAUCACUUCUUAAUGAAGGUGAUUUAGAAGUUAUAGAUCCUGUAUUUUGUAUUACAAAAAAACGUUUAAAAAAUUUAUCAUUUAUUUAA